CGUUUUUCUCACGAUUUUCACGUUGUCGGUCGUGUUUGGAAAGAGCUUCCCCAAACACGUGAGCCUUGUGAAGGCGAGAUUCGGGGACACUCUGGGGUACGGGGCGGCAGGGAACCGCUCGCGGGUGCAAAGACUUCGACGUGCAGAUCUUCUCGCAGCGCCGCGAGUUGCCUUUUUGUUACUUUUUGUUGGCCGCUUGCAGGUGGAUCCAAUUCGUGCUACUGGGGACUCUUUGGCUGGGCACCUGUGCGGAUUGGUGUCAACUCGUUGAGCAGUGUUUCAGGUUUGGUCCUGGAUUUUGAAGGUCGUGUUUUCGCGCUCCCCCGUGCCAGGCUUUGUUUUGACAUCGAGGCAUACUGCCCGGGCCUUCGCUGCUUCCGUUGUCAUGGCCAUCAAUGCCAACUGAUCUUUGAGGUUUGGGUCCCAACUCGCCAAUCUGUCAGGCCCCCUGAUCUUUGGCCUAGCGAGGCCCGGACACCCCCCCCCGUCCCGUGCCAGGAUUUGCGCGACUCGCGUUGCUUUUUUGUGUGCUUUUCCCAACCCCGUCAAGCCGCGCCGUCA
This is a messenger RNA of Effrenium voratum, 561 nucleotides long. NCBI's taxonomy places the organism in Eukaryota, Dinophyceae, Suessiales, Symbiodiniaceae. The record is from the annotation of a GenBank genome assembly.